UGGGGUGCUGAGGUGUCCCUUUGAAAGAAUGUGACGUGGAAACACUAGAGAGGGGAACCUAAGGCGGGCCAAAAGGUCGGAAAAAGUUGGACAGAGGGGGAAUCUCAAGAUGGGUAGCGAUAAAUACAGCAUGCAUCUCGAUCGUCUAGACAUGCGCCACUCAGCGGCUCAGCGGAUGGCCGUGCGGUCUAUCUUCCAGCAUCUGAAGGCGUCAUCAGAUCCCGACAGACCUGAGGAGUUUGAGUCGGGACGGGCCGCGGCGCGGGCAUGUCUGACUCACAAGAACCCUUCUGUCGUCGACGAAGCUGUGCGCAACUUGUGUGAUCUUGCGCAGUCGGAGAGAUUGGAGAAGUUGGGAUGGGGAGGGGGAGGUGAUUUCUGCGAGUUCUGUCUCUCUGAGCUGCUUGUUGCUUUAGCCGGCGGGGUCGGAGAUGCAUCCCGACUUGCAGAUUCAUCGAUCAUUCGUGGCAUCGGUUUCGUUGUGCGGCUGCAAUUGUCGAGAAAAACAUGGGCAGAUGCAUCCCAACUUGCAGAUUCAUCAUCGGCCCCAGCGGACCCCAGCAGCAGAGAUUAUCACCGGGAGAGGAAAUACGAGCUGCCAGCUGAACGCGCCGUGAUGUCUGCAUCUAGUCAUCCUUUCUGGAAGGUCUUGAGCUCGAGGCCAGAAGGGCAGAAAGAAUUGCUCAGGCAGGUCGCUCUCGUGCUGAUCAAAGCGCCGUCGCCGCACCAUAUGGAUGCCGUUCUAUACCUUCUUCCUUUUCUGCUGCAGUGCUUUCUUGAACAAUCCACUCAGAUAAGUGCAAAAGGCACUUUCGUGCGCGGUCUGCAAGAGCUGCUUGCAAGCUUGGCCCUCUCAUCCAAAUAUCCUCCCCUUUCAAGGUCAAUUUUCCACCUUCUCCUGCUGCAUUUGCCGCUCUACGACAUCAGCGUCACACAGUCACGUAUUGCAGCAUUGGCAGGUGCAGAAGAUGUGGUGGAGAUUCUUGGGGCCAUGCUGGAGCACUCCCACCAAGUUACUAAGAGCGGAGCGGAGCCGGCAGUCUUGACCGAGGUGGAGAGGGAGAGUUCAUAUGUCGAGAAUAGGAACGCCACGACACAGGGAAGGCUACAACAGCAUUCGCAGGAUGCGCAGACAACUUUCUUGUUGAAGUCAACAACUGCCAUGGUGGUUGGACUGUGCCAUGAGCUGGCAAAGCAGUCACAGCCAUUGAUUCCCGGACUGCUGAUCUUGAAGCGAACGACGCAGCUCUGUCUGCAGCACAGUGCAGGUGCUGGUGCGGGAUUUGCCGUGCAUAUCCCCACACUCUGCGCUCUGCUGCUAUACAACGAAGAUCAAGACGAACAAGUUUUGCUGUUGACAUUGAUACGCUGGUGGUUGUCGUCACUGACGCAGAGGCGCGCAAUGAUUCCUGUCAAAUCUGUUGAUCCGACGGUUGUCGAUGUCCGGGCUCCUCCUCCGUUGCCGCGGUCGGACGAAGAAGCGACUGCCGUUUCAGCCUCACAAGAGCUUCUGAUCGGCUCGUUGCUGUCGGUCUUCCCUUGCCUACAUCUUAUGACAAUGCCUUCGGAAAGUGUUCGUCAAGCAGCGUUGGCCCUGUUGAGUGAAGCGGAAAAAGUCUUCACCGAUCAGGAGCUUGUGACAAAGCUCUGCAAGCAUAGUCGCCGGCCAGACAAGGCCUCGCAGAGUGAAAUGGAGACGGCAGAGAUUGUCGUGCCAAACUGUGGGCGAACCCUUGGCGCCGUACUUGCUGAGCUGGUUAAUACAGUGUGGCUCGGAAAGGUGGCACUUCUCUCCGCACUGCCGGCAUUUGCCGGCCACAGUGUUGUGGUGGGGCCUACUUUGCAAGUUCUGCAGCCGCUUCAAUGUCACCAAUCCAAGUUUAUGAAGGUGAUGGGCCUCCGACUGCUUUGCCGCGUUUGGCAGAUUUCUGACAAGGCAUUCCCAUGCCUGCAGGAGCUGUUAGUCCACAAGACCCCUAUGGGUUAUCGCUCUGACGAUCCAGAGCAGGGAAUAGCACGAGCGGCUUGUAUUCGGGAUGUCUGCAAAAAGAGUUCUCACAGAGGGAUCGAGCUUGUCCUUGCCAUACAGGGUUGCAUCGAGGAUCGAUCCUGUCCGUCCAUUGUUGCUCUCGGAUUGGACGCUCUGGCUCACCUUUGCCACGACGAUGCAAUAGACUUCUACACGGCGUGGCGAGUAAUCUCGAAGACGAUUCCGUCUUUGCCAUGGGAUCCAAUCAUUGCCCCAAGCUUUUGCAAAUUCAUGAGAUAUGGAGCAAUGGACGCCGCUGCCUACCCUUAUCUAGCCCAGAGGGUUCUUCAGCUAUUAUUUGAAGCCGCUUCACGGAGGGAAAAGUUUAACAUUGUUGAAGUAUUGCACCCUGUCAAGUCAAGGGAGUACGCGCGGUUCCUCUUAACGGAGACCUCGGCGGCCGCACAGGAGGCGUGUGAGUCGCUUGUCAUCAAAGCGCUGACCUUCGACCACAGAUUUGGUCCGCUGCCAUUGGAGGGGGCAACAGCACAGGAUGGCAAUUUCUCCAUGCCCUCAUUAUCCCCGCCCAUAUUCCUUGCGGCAGAUGCCUUCGCAAGUACGCCGGGUUUUGGGCUGCUAUCCAGAGGCAUCGCAGAUCAGUCCAAUCCCAGGCUGUAAACAAUGUAUACUCCGCAAACUGGCUCCAUGGUCUCAAACGGUCCUUGGAAAAUUGCCCAGGGGACCAAUCUAGGUAGCACGGCUGCCAUUUGACAGUUCGGGUCCAAAAUUGCCAGUCCACCUGUUCUUUUAGGCUGGGUCACAACUUCCCAAGCAACCUUUGGCAAGAUUGAAGCUGUCGAGUUAUCCUCUUUCCACAAAUAAUGUGUGGCCAAUUUCGUGAUGAGUCUGAUGGCACUAUAAGCCGGGUCAUCGAGUUGAUAAAGUGCUCUUUGAAAC
Chara braunii is the source of this 2926-nucleotide messenger RNA. NCBI's taxonomy places the organism in Eukaryota, Viridiplantae, Streptophyta, Charophyceae, Charales, Characeae. The record is from the annotation of a GenBank genome assembly.